Molecule: messenger RNA, 1596 nt
Organism: Coprinopsis cinerea okayama7#130
Lineage: Eukaryota; Fungi; Basidiomycota; Agaricomycetes; Agaricales; Psathyrellaceae
Exons: 4
Coding region: 1-1596 (531 amino acids)
Source: RefSeq, a predicted model, not a curated record
AUGUUCCCCAUCGAGACGUGGACUGCCAUUGUGGAGUCUGUGCUUGACUAUGGCUUCUCAUCGACCGUCAGCGACAUCUCUCUCCUUUCACGAUUCUUCCGCCCUAUCGCGCAGCGUGUUCUCUUUCGUUCUGUCACAAUUUCAGAUAAUAUUCCUCGCAGAGAAGAACCCCAAGCUAUGACUCGUUGGUUAAACAAUAUUCUCAAUUCUUUCGAAUCAAACCAGGACAUACCAACAUAUAUUCGGUACCUCACCAUUGUUUGCUCCUCCAACAGUGGCCAGUGGAUCGCUCACGAAGAUUUCGCCAACAUCAUAACGCAAAUAACCCCCGGAAACCUAGUCGCCCUUCACCUUUCCUCUAUCAACCCGUCUGGUUUCCCUGCGGAAUGGUUGACCCCCCUGUUGUGGUCACACCACGGGAACUAUAUCGAAACCUUGACGUUCGACAACGUCACCGCCAUUAAUUUAGACCAUGUCCGAAGACAUUGUACAAAUCUUAACGCCCUUCAUUUGUAUGGUAUCGAUCCCGAAUUCGAUGAUACCACAACCCUCAGUCCUCCCAUUCCUCUCCGACAUUUAUCAUUCAGCAUUCGCACACGAUCUCGUCCUCACUUCCCUCGCCUUCACACCUCUCACGCUCGAGAGUUUCUCACUUCCUGCGUAGUCUUCAACGAUCUUCGUACCGCCGUCCUUUCCACUUCAUACGCCAUGGAGAUUGAGGUCUUAUCCCUUGUCCUGAAAGAAUCUCCUGUCCUGGACAAGUUGACGUUACAACUGUUCACUUAUAUUGACAUUCCUCGCUCUAAUUUCCAUGACCUCGCUUCCAUUCACAAACAAGUCAAGCACCUUCACCUCUUCGGCCUGAUAUCCCCGGGAUCGCUCAGCCCUAUUUUCCCAGUAAAGCCGUUCGCAACUGCACUAAACGUCCUUGAGAACGACUUUGUCAAGGAAAUUACCAUUGAAAUACGCUGGGUAUUCGAUUCUGACUUCUUCACUGUUAUCGAUGCCACAGAAGACUGGUCCUCAAUCGACACUCUCCUGGCCUCUCGCAAGACGGAUCUCGCCGUCACCCUUCAUUUUCAUUCCAUGGCGGCCCUCGACCCUCUCUCUUGGCACCAGGGCGUCGUUAAUCGCUUGGUCCAUCACCACCAUUUCCAUGAUAUCGCUUUGACCUUCCAUCCGACCAAAUUCCACCUCGACCAACUCUUCAAAAUGCAAUCUGCGUCGAUUCCUCAGCUUCCCGUCGAAACCCAGCUUCCGAUCGAAACCCAGGCCCGCGGGCAACUCCAUGUACACUUCCUUGCAUGGUUACCUAUGCCGUAUCCAGCCCUAUCAUCCAUGGAUGAUUACACGCAGCUCGAUUCAAACGACGCCCGCAGAUUUGCUUACGUUUACCGCUAUGCAUCGCGCAUUAACCUUGGUGCCCAUUUCUCCUUUCUUCCAACCACCCAGAGCCUUGCCCCGGUGCUGGUCUCUCCCCACCCACGAAUCGUCAACGUCUAUCGGCUUUUCCAGACACCACCUUUUUACUUGAUACUAAAUGUCGAGGACGAUUCACCCUUCACCAUCGUUUACCUUUUAUCCGAAAUUCCUUAA